CUUUCUUCCCGCUCAAAGAAACCAAACAAUGAGUUCCUCUCCCCCAUUCUUUUUCGUUCUUUCCACACUUUUCCUUUCUCUUCUUCCUCUUUCCUUCUCCUCCAACGACACCGAUGCCCUCACUCUCUUUCGCCGCCAAGCCGACACUCACGGCAGCCUCAUCACCAACUGGACCGGCCGCGACGCCUGUUCCUCCGCCUGGCGCGGCGUUGUUUGCUCCUCCACGGGUCGAGUCACCGCCCUUUCGCUCUCUUCCCUCUCCCUCCGUGGUCCCAUCACCGCCCUUUCCCUCCUCGACCAACUUCGAAUCCUUGACCUCCAAAACAACCGCUUGAACGGAACCGUUUCACCAUUGACUAACUGUUCCAACCUUAAACUCGUUUACCUUUCCGAUAAUGAUUUCUCAAGCGACAUCCCCCCGCAAAUAUCGCUUCUCAAUCGCCUGCUCCGCCUGGACUUAUCCAACAACAAUAUACGAGGCAACAUUCCUCGAGAAAUCUCCGGUUUGAAACGCCUCAUCACUCUACGGCUCCAAAACAAUGCAUUAACUGGCCAAAUCCCAGAUUUUUCUUCUUCCCUACGAAACUUAAAAGAGCUUAAUUUGACCAACAAUGAGUUUUACGGGAGGUUGUCCGGAAAUUUACUGAAGAAAUUCAGUGAAAAAAGCUUUAUAGGAAAUGAAGGGCUCUGCGGCCCAAAGCCAUUGCCGGUUUGUUCCUUUAUACGGUCUAAACCGGAGGAUUCAUCGACCCAGACCGUUCAAUCGAACCCGAGUUCAAUGCCGAGGACACCCAUCAUCGAACAAGACAAAAGCAAGGCACGUAAAGGGUUAAGCCCCGGUGGUAUAGCUGCAAUUGUACUAGCGAGUUGUGUGGUAUUUUUUGUGUUAGUUUCUUUUGCAGUGGCUUAUUUCUGUGGGAGAAACAGUGGAGAGAUUGUUUGGAAAGCUGGUAGUGACGGUGGAAACAGGAGGAGUGGAAGUAGCUAUGGGAGUGAAAAGAAAGUGCACGCAAAUGGUGGAGCCGAGCCUGACAGCGAUGGAACCAACGGAACGGUUAGGAGCAAGCUUGUGUUUUUCGAGAGAAGGAAACAGUUUGAGUUGGAGGAUUUGUUGAGAGCUUCAGCAGAAAUGCUUGGGAAAGGGAGUUUGGGAACAGUUUACAAAGCAGUUCUUGAUGAUGGGUGCACUGUCGCCGUCAAGAGGCUUAAAGAUGCGAAUCCAUGUCCCAGGAAAGAGUUUGAACAGUACAUGGAUGUGAUUGGGAAUGUUAAGCAUCCAAAUGUUGUGAAGCUGAGGGCUUACUAUUAUGCCAAGGAGGAGAAGCUUCUUGUUUAUGAUUAUCUCCCUAAUGGAAGCCUGCAUUCACUUCUUCAUGGAAACAGAGGACCGGGGAGGAUUCCAUUGGAUUGGACUACAAGGAUCAGCCUGAUGUUAGGCGCAGCCCGAGGAUUAGCAAGGAUUCAUGAAGAGUACAGCGCACCAAAAAUACCACAUGGAAACGUGAAAUCUUCCAAUGUGCUUCUCGACAAGAAUGGGGUUGCUUUGAUUUCUGAUUUUGGGUUGUCUUUGCUUUUAAACCCUGUUCAUGCUAUAGCAAGAUUGGGUGCAUAUCGGGCUCCUGAGCAAGCUGAAGUGAAGAGACUGUCUCAGAUGGCUGAUGUUUAUAGCUUUGGGGUCUUGUUGUUGGAAGUGCUUACAGGGAGAGCUCCUUCACAUCAUCCUUCACCAACACAGCCUCGAGUUGAGGACGAAGAAUCGGCGGUUGAUCUUCCGAAAUGGGUUCGGUCUGUCGUUAAAGAAGAGUGGACGGCAGAAGUGUUUGAUCAGGAGCUUUUGAGGUACAAAAACAUUGAGGAGGAACUGGUUUCAAUGCUUCAUGUGGGAUUGGCCUGUGUGGUUCCUCAGCCCGAAAAGCGGCCUUCGAUGGCGGAAGUGGCUAAAAUGAUCGAGGAUAUUAGAGUGGAACAGUCACCUCUAGGGGAAGAUUACGACGAAUCGCGCGAUUCGGUUACGGUUACGCCUUCCAUUGCCACCACUGAAGAUGGACUUGCCGGUUACUGAUCUUUUCAUUGCCAAAUGGUAAAUUAAUUUCUUCGUUUAAUCUGCAUGAUCUCUUGCUGCAAAUUUAUCGCUCUAUUCUGGUUCUUUCUUAGAUCCUAUCUGUUUGCUUCAUGUUUCUUUGUAAUAUUGUCUGC
This is a messenger RNA of Hibiscus syriacus, 2196 nucleotides long. Its product is annotated as leucine-rich repeat receptor-like protein kinase PXC1. The transcript has 2 exons. Gene Ontology annotation, biological process: protein phosphorylation. The record is from RefSeq and is a predicted model, not a curated record. Gene Ontology annotation, molecular function: protein kinase activity; protein binding; ATP binding. NCBI's taxonomy places the organism in Eukaryota, Viridiplantae, Streptophyta, Magnoliopsida, Malvales, Malvaceae. The coding region runs from base 29 to 2062 and encodes 677 amino acids.